GCAUGAUCUAAUCGAAGUUAUCCAGUGGAGAACGUACUAUUAGACUUGGGAGACUCUUUCUAGAAGAAUCAACGAACACAGAGAGAGAGAGAGAGAGAGAUUCAAAAAAUGGAUGAAGAGGAGCAUGAGGUAUAUGGAGGUGAAAUCCCCGACGUUGGAGAGAUGGAGGGCGAAUUGGACCCUCAAAUCGCCGACAUCGACAUUUCCGCCGCCGAUGAAAACGCUGUCAAGGAAUUGGAUGAAAUGAAGAAACGAUUGAAGGAGAUGGAAGAUGAAGCGGCGGCUCUCCGUGAAAUGCAGGCCAAGGUCGAGAAGGAAAUGGGUGCUGUUCAAGAUCCUGCUAGUGCAUCAGCUAAUCAGGCGAACAAAGAGGAAACAGAUUCACGUUCUGUUUUUGUUGGCAAUGUUGAUUAUGCAUGCACACCUGAAGAAGUGCAGCAACAUUUCCAAUCUUGUGGCACUGUAAAUAGAGUUACAAUUCUGGCAGACAAGUAUGGUCAACCAAAAGGAUUUGCUUAUGUAGAGUUCCUGGAAGCAGAAGCUGUUCAAGAGGCUCUUGUGCUGAACGAAUCUGAAUUACAUGGCCGCCAGUUGAAGGUUUUGCCAAAAAGGACUAAUGUUCCAGGGAUGAAGCAGUACCGUCCAAGGCGAUUCAAUCCUUAUAUGGGCUACCGGUCCAGGAGGCCCUAUGUACCGCCUUAUUUUUAUUCUCCUUAUGGAUAUGGGAAGAUUCCUCGAUUCAGGAGGCCAAUGCGGUAUAUGCCCUACUACUAGAACACCGAGCUGGUGAUGACAUGCUUACUGUGUCUGGGUGAUUUGAUUGAGGAAGUAUAAAUCUUAUUCCAGGCAUUCUGCGCAGAGUAUAUGCAAUUUGAACCAUGUGCUAUGUAUGUGCUGUAUGACAUGUCCAAAGUAUGGGAAUUAGUUAUAGUUUAAUAAUUUGGACAAUA
Hibiscus syriacus is the source of this 950-nucleotide messenger RNA. Its product is annotated as polyadenylate-binding protein 2-like. Lineage: Eukaryota; Viridiplantae; Streptophyta; Magnoliopsida; Malvales; Malvaceae. Gene Ontology annotation, molecular function: RNA binding. Bases 109 to 774 code for a protein of 221 amino acids. The transcript is spliced from 6 exons. The record is from RefSeq and is a predicted model, not a curated record.